This is a messenger RNA of Microplitis demolitor, 7279 nucleotides long. RefSeq names its product CAD protein (gene rudimentary). Lineage: Eukaryota; Metazoa; Arthropoda; Insecta; Hymenoptera; Braconidae. Gene Ontology annotation, biological process: L-citrulline biosynthetic process; L-glutamine metabolic process; UTP biosynthetic process. The transcript is spliced from 9 exons. Gene Ontology annotation, molecular function: amino acid binding; aspartate carbamoyltransferase activity; ATP binding. Gene Ontology annotation, cellular component: cytosol; cytoplasm. The record is from RefSeq and is a predicted model, not a curated record. Bases 105 to 6848 code for a protein of 2247 amino acids.
ACACAGAACACGGGUCUGCUGGAAAAGCAUGCUCUAAAGUAUCGCCAUAAGUUCAGACACCAGCCGGCAGUAAUCAGUUUGAAAAAGCAUUUAAACGUUAUAACAUGCCGUCAGUGUCGGAAGUUAUGUCGAUUCGAGGUGAACACGACUGUUUUCUUUUGCUAGAAAAUGGUUCUAUUUUUCCCGGCAGAAGUUUUGGAGCCCACGUGCCUGUGGAUGGAGAAGUUGUUUUUCAAACUGGUAUGGUUGGAUAUCCAGAAUCAUUGACAGACCCAUCUUACCACGCUCAAAUAUUAGUAUUGACUUAUCCAUUAAUUGGUAAUUACGGAGUACCAGGAGACGAAAAAGAUGAGCAUGGACUACCUUACUGGUUCGAAUCAGACAAAAUAUGGGCAGCGGGUCUCAUUGUCGGAGAAAUAUGCGACACGCCGAGUCACUGGCGUCAGACUAAAACCUUGUCCCAGUGGAUGGUGGAACAAAAAAUACCGGGAAUCUGCGAAAUAGAUACCCGAGCACUGACUAAAGUUAUCCGUGAAAAAGGAAGUAUUUUAGGAAAAAUAAUCCAUGGACAGCCGCCAGCGACUGUCACUGAAAUUCCAUUGAUACCGAACCCAAAUGACAGGAACCUCGUUGCCGAGGUAUCGCGUAAAUCACCGGUUACUUUUAACCCUCAAGGCAGCCCUAGAAUCUGCGUUGUCGACUGCGGACUAAAGUACAACCAAAUUCGAUGUUUUUUGAACCGCGGAGCUCGAGUGGAUGUCGUUCCAUGGGAUUAUGAUCUUACGAAGGACAAUUAUGAUGGAUUAUUUUUAAGCAAUGGACCUGGUGACCCAUCAGUGUGCCAAGUAACAGUUGACAACCUUCGUCGAGUGAUGUCAACAAAAAAAAUUCCUAUUUUUGGUAUCUGUAUGGGUCAUCAGUUAUUGUCACUUGCUGCCGGUUGUAAAAGCUACAAAAUGACUUACGGUAACCGCGGUCACAAUCAGCCGGCACUUCAUCUAACAACCGGACGAUGCUACAUGACUUCGCAGAAUCAUGGGUUCGCUAUUGACACUAACCAAUUGCCCGAAGCCUGGGAGCCGCUUUUCACCAACGCGAAUGACAACAGCAAUGAGGGAAUUGUCCAUACAAGUCUGCCAUAUUUUUCAGUACAAUUUCAUCCUGAGCAUACAGCUGGACCGCAAGACCUCGAAUGCUUGUUCGACGUGUUCCUAGACGCUACGAGAUACCAGAUGAAAAAUACCACAGUGGAGUAUAAUAUCAAAGAUAAAUUAACGGAGAAACUGGUGUACAUACCUGACAGCGAAGAAGCACAUACUAGACCAAAGAAAGUAUUGAUUCUAGGAUCUGGUGGUCUCAGUAUCGGUCAAGCCGGGGAGUUCGAUUACUCUGGGUCCCAGGCCAUCAAGGCACUUCGUGAAGAAUCAAUCCAAACAGUUCUCAUCAAUCCAAACAUCGCAACUGUACAGACGUCCAAGGGAAUGGCUGACAAAGUUUAUUUCCUGCCGAUUAUUCCUCUUUAUGUUGAGCAGGUCAUAAGAUCCGAGAGACCUGAUGGCGUUUUGCUGACUUUCGGCGGUCAGACGGCACUGAACUGUGGUGUCGAACUCGAAAAAUCAGGAGUAUUUAGUAAGUACGGUGUAAAAAUACUUGGUACGCCAAUUCAAUCAAUUAUUGACACUGAGGAUCGUAAAAUAUUUAGCGAAAAAGUAAAUGAUAUCAAGGAACGAGUCGCACCAAGUGCUGCUGUCUAUUCUAUCCAAGAAGCUAUGGAGGCUGCUGAGAAGUUGGGUUAUCCAGUGAUGGCACGCGCGGCAUUUUCACUCGGCGGUCUCGGUUCUGGUUUUGCGAACAACAAAGAAGAACUGAGAGUUCUAGCCCAGCAGGCACUCGCUCACUCAAGCCAGCUGAUAAUCGACAAGUCGCUGAAAGGCUGGAAGGAAGUGGAGUACGAGGUUGUCAGAGAUGCCUAUGACAACUGCAUUACCGUCUGCAACAUGGAGAAUGUCGAUCCUCUGGGUAUUCAUACGGGAGAAUCAAUCGUCGUGGCGCCGAGUCAAACGCUGUCUAACCGCGAGUACAAUAUGCUGCGUACAGUUGCCAUAAAAGUUAUCAGACACUUUGGAAUUGUUGGUGAAUGCAAUAUUCAGUAUGCCCUCAAUCCUUUUUCUGAAGAAUACUACAUCAUUGAAGUAAACGCCAGGUUGUCUAGAAGCUCGGCUCUUGCUAGCAAAGCAACUGGUUAUCCACUUGCUUAUGUCGCAGCUAAAUUAUCACUAGGAAUUCCUCUGCCCAAGAUAAACAAUUCAGUCACCAGCAAAACCACCGCUUGCUUUGAGCCCAGUUUGGACUACUGCGUGGUUAAAAUUCCGCGAUGGGACUUGAGCAAAUUCCAGAGAGUCAGCACUAAAAUCGGAAGCUCGAUGAAGAGUGUGGGCGAAGUGAUGGCAAUCGGUCGCAAGUUUGAAGAGGCAUUUCAAAAAGCUCUUCGUAUGGUUGAUGAAAAUGUCACCGGAUUUGAUCCUUAUAUAAAACCACUCAAUGAUGACGAGUUGGAGAAACCAACUGACAAGAGAAUGUUUGUAUUGGCUGCGUCAAUAAAAGCUGGGUACUCAAUAGAUCGGCUGUAUGAGCUGACAAAAAUUGACCGAUGGUUUCUACAGAAAAUGAAAAAUAUUAUUUCGUAUUAUGAAUUGCUCGAAGGUCUGGGUCAGGGCAUCCUCUCUCAUGCGGUCUUGCUGGGAGCUAAACAAAUUGGAUUCUCUGACAAGCAGAUAGCUGCCGCUAUUAAGAGCUCAGAGCUGGUGGUACGAAAGCAAAGAAAGGAAAGUAAUAUUCGCCCGUUUGUUAAGCAAAUAGACACUGUUGCUGCCGAGUGGCCAGCGACGACAAAUUAUCUCUAUCUGACUUACAAUGGAUCCACUCAUGACGUAGACUUCCCAGCAGGCUACACUAUGGUCAUUGGUUCAGGUGUCUAUCGUAUCGGAAGCUCUGUAGAGUUCGACUGGUGUGCUGUAAGCUGUCUCAAGGAGCUCCGGAACCUAGGCCGUAAAACAAUAAUGGUAAAUUACAAUCCAGAGACAGUCAGUACCGACUACGACAUGUCCGACCGACUUUACUUUGAAGAAAUAUCAUUUGAAGUUGUCAUGGACAUUUACGACCACGAGAAUCCGGAAGGAAUUAUUUUGUCAAUGGGAGGACAACUGCCCAACAAUAUUGCCAUGGAUUUGCAUCGUCAGCAAGCGCGAAUCCUCGGGACAUCACCAGAGUCUGUUGACGGAGCAGAAAAUCGUUUCAAAUUCUCUCGAAUGCUCGACAGAAUCGGAAUUUCGCAGCCUCGGUGGAAGGAACUGACGAAUCUCCAGUCGGCAAUCGAGUUCUGCGAAGAAGUCGGCUAUCCUUGUCUCGUUAGACCCUCGUACGUGCUAAGUGGGGCGGCCAUGAACGUCGCUCAUUCACACCAAGACCUCAAGUCGUAUUUAAAAAACGCGAGCGACGUCAGCAAAGAACAUCCGGUUGUUAUUUCGAAAUUUAUUCUCGAAGCUAAAGAAAUAGACGUCGACGCGGUUGCUUAUGAAGGAGUUAUUCUGUGCAUGGCCGUGUCAGAGCACGUGGAGAACGCUGGCGUCCACUCAGGAGAUGCCACACUGGUGACUCCGCCGCAGGAUAUAAAUCCCGAGACUUUGGCUAAGAUUAAAAUCAUUUCUCGAGCCAUCGCCGGGUCUCUCGAGGUCACUGGUCCAUUCAACAUGCAGCUGAUAGCUAAAGACAAUGAGCUCAAAGUAAUUGAGUGCAAUGUCCGAGUCUCCAGAUCAUUUCCAUUUGUUUCAAAAACUCUGAACCACGAUUUCGUAGCCACAGCUACGCGUUUAAUCGUCGGCGAAACAGUAGAUCCCGUUGACAUCCUCGCUGGCUGCGGUAAAGUCGGCAUCAAGGUGCCGCAAUUUUCGUUUUCACGUCUCGCUGGAGCAGAUGUUACUCUGGGAGUUGAGAUGGCUUCGACUGGUGAAGUUGCUUGCUUUGGUGACAACAGAUACGAGGCUUAUUUGAAAGGAAUGAUGAGUACUGGGUUUCAUAUACCAGAAAAAGGAAUUCUGUUGUCAAUCGGCAGCUUCAAGCACAAAAUGGAAUUACUCCCAUCGAUUCGCAGCUUACAUAAAAUGGGGUACAAAUUAUACGCUAGUAUGGGAACAGCAGACUUUUACACUGAGCAUGGAGUUGAUGUUGAACCGGUGCAAUGGACUUUCGAGAAUAUUGAUGUCAAUGAAGACUCAAGUCCCAGCGAAUUGCGUCAUCUUGCCGAUUUUCUUUCUAAAAAACAUUUUGAUCUGGUCAUUAAUUUGCCGAUGCGCAAUGGAGGAGCACGUCGGGUCUCCAAUUUCAUGACUCACGGGUACCGCACGCGAAGACUCGCUGUCGAUUACUCAGUACCUUUGAUAACUGAUGUCAAGUGUGCCAAACUUUUAGUCGACGCCAUCAGCAUGCUGAAAGGCGAAGCGCCCCGUAUGAAGACUCAUACUGACUGCUUAUCAUCAAGAAGAAUGAUUAAAUUACCGGGUUUCAUUGAUGUCCACGUGCAUACACGUGACCCAGGUGCUACGGAAAAAGAAGACUUUGCUUCGUGCACAGCAGCAGCUUUGGCCGGCGGCAUCACUAUUAUUUUUGCGAUGCCCAACACAAACCCCGCAGUGGUUGACCAUCAGUCAUUCGCCCUCGCCAAGGAACGGGCUGCUCUGGGUGCACGCUGUGACUACGCUUUAUUCUUGGGUGCCUCUUCGGAAAACUACACUCUGAGUCCUGAAAUAGCGCCGCUCGCAGCAGGAUUGAAAAUGUAUUUGAAUGAAACGUUUACCACUUUGCGACUCACUGAUUUGAGCGUUUGGGUGAAACACUUUGACAGCUGGCCAAAAAAGUACCCGCUUUGUGUUCACGCAGAAGGACAGACCACUGCGGCGGUCUUGCUUCUUGCUAGUUUGCACAAUCGACCUGUUCACGUUUGUCACGUCGCUCGGAAAGAGGAGAUUCAAAUAAUUCGCGCGGCUAAAGAAAAGGGUCUCGCUGUUACUUGUGAAGUUUGUCCGCAUCAUUUAUUCCUGUCUUCGAAAGACUUGGAGCGUAUCGGGCAUGCCAAAGGACAGGUCAGACCUAUUCUGGGAAAUCCUGAGGACCAACAAGCUCUUUGGGACAACAUGGACAUAAUCGAUUGCUUUGCAACCGAUCAUGCUCCGCACACUGUUGAAGAAAAAGAAAGUGAGAAACCUCCGCCAGGCUACCCAGGUCUUGAGACUAUUUUACCUCUCCUUCUAAACGCCGUCUAUGAGGGAAGACUAACAAUGGAGGAUCUCAUUGACAAAUUUUACCGUAAUCCUAAAAAAAUAUUUAACAUUCCCGACCAACCAAAUACUUAUGUAGAAGUUGAUCUCGACGAAGAAUGGACCGUGCCAACCGCGAUGCCGUUUACCAAAUCCAAAUGGACGCCAUUCGCUGGAAUGAAGUUACGGGGACGUGUCCACAGAGUUGUGUUGAAAGGAGAAGUCGCCUACGUCGAGGGACAGAUACUAGUUAAUCCAGGAUUCGGACAGGACAUACGAGAAGUCCAGAGAGCCGCCAAGAGCCAGACGUACCUCCAGGCACCGAUGAUCGACGUAACGAGCCGACCGAAUUCAGCGCUCGACCGUCUCCUCUCACCAAACUACGAGAAACAUAACGGAGUCCAAGAAAUACCCAUCGACGAGACCAAUGAUUUCUCUUAUUUAUUCCAAUCAGUAAAAGGAAACGUUCACUUCGCACCCGAAGUUGAGGCACGAGAUUCCGCUAAAAUUACCCAGCGAUGCGUGUCGCCGCUACUCACGACAGCCUCAAAAGAUCAGCGAACUAUUUUCAAUCAAGUGAUACCUCCACCAGUCCAUUUACAAACCAGUCACGGACUAGCCGGGCAACACAUUCUCACCGCCGAUAUGUUUUCUAAAGAACAACUCAAUGAUAUAUUCAAUGCCGCCCAAACUCUACGCAUUGCUGUGAUGAAAGAGCGAUCGCUGGAUCACAUUUUACGAGGCAAAGUCCUGGCAUCAAUAUUCUACGAAGCGAGCACACGAACUUCGUGCAGUUUUUCUGCUGCGAUGCAGCGUCUUGGCGGUCGCGUAAUUCACAUGGACGGUUCUACGUCCUCCGUUAAAAAAGGAGAAAGUCUCGAGGACUCGGUUGCCGUAAUGGCUGGUUAUGCGGAUGCCGUUGUCCUACGACAUCCCGAACCCCGAGCCGUCGCACGAGCAGCUCAGCAUUGUCGCAAGCCCAUGAUAAAUGCCGGAGACGGUGUAGGUGAACAUCCCACGCAAGCGCUGCUUGACAUAUUCACUAUUCGUGAAGAAAUCGGUACUGUUAAUGGUCUGACCAUCACCAUGGUCGGCGAUUUGAAGCAUGGAAGGACUGUCCACUCCCUCGCCCGAUUACUCACACUCUACAAUGUUAAUCUGAGGUACGUAAGUCCACCAGGGCUCGGAAUGCCCGAUCACGUUGUGAGCUACGUCGCCCAGCGCGGAAUUCUUCAGGAAAAAUUCGCCAGCCUUGAAGAGGUUCUCGCUGAUACUGAUGUCCUCUACAUGACACGCAUCCAGCGCGAACGCUUUGUCUCCCAGGACGAGUAUAAUCAGGUUUGCGGGCACUUUGUCGUAACUCCGCAGCUGAUGACCCGAGCCAAGAGGAAGAUGGUCGUCAUGCACCCCCUCCCACGUAACUUUGAAAUAAGCCCAGAGUUCGAUACCGAUCCGCGGGCUGCUUACUUCCGUCAAGCUGAGUGCGGUGUUUAUGUGCGCAUGGCACUCCUGGCGAUGGUUCUCGGACGUUGUUAAAUUUUUCCUUAAAAAUAUUAACUCAUCCUUUGGUAAAUUUGCUCACUAUCACGACCUUGUAUUCCCGAAUUCACUGAUGACCUUCAACGAAAUCUAUAAUCGCAUUCCACAAUCAAGUUUAUUUACGGAAAUUUUUUUUUCACCGACCAGCCGUCGGCGUUCAUAUUUUUUAUAUUAACAUUUACAAAUAAAAAAAAAUGAUAAUAAUAAUUAUCACUUCCUACAUUCGAUAUAAUUUUUUUAUACAAUUGUUAUUGGAUUUAAAAAUAAUAAUGGCUUUGGAACGCAGGACUUCCAUAUUAAAUAUCACAAAAAAUAUUUUUUAUCAUAAAUAUAUAAUUAAUUAGUAUACAUUAUGCAUAUUAUAAAUGUAAAGUACACUGCAUUAGUACGAAUAUUGUAAAUGCGGGCAUAAAAAAUAAUAACUUUGG